AUGCCCAUGAACAACAUGAACACCACACAACAUCUCGUCCCCUCGGGGCCAUCCCCUUCCCAGUCCCAUCCCCAGUCCCUCGCCACCACCCGCUCCCAAACCCUUCGGCGUCUCCUCCAUGGCUACGGCUCACUUGAUGUCGCUACUAUCAUCGAGCCCCUCGCUCCACACUUCACGCACGAAGUCCUCCCGCAAUCGCUGGGAAUGCCCGUCAGAGGAAAAGCUGAUUUCGCGCACCAUGCUGCGAUGGUUUUCUCGGCGUUCAAAAGCUUUGAGAUGAAGCCGAUGGAGCUUUGGGAAGAUUCGGAGAAGGGUGAAGUCAUUUUGCGGUGUGCUAUGGAGGGUGUCUUGAAACCCAUGAAAAAGACAGAGACGAAGGGCGAGAAGGAUGAGGGUCAACCAAAGGAGGAGAGUCAAGCAAAGGAAGAUGCGAAAGGAGAUGGGGAAACUGAAAUGGAGGUCAUUCCCCAUGUCGAAAUGAAAGAUGAGGAGUCCAGCUCUGACGAAGACGCCGACCUUGAGCCGGUCGACCCAAGUGGCAUGCUAGGAGACCCAGCCUUACCAAGCCCACCAGGCUCACCAUACAUGCCAGGGACAGUUCUGAGCCCCAUCGCGGAAGUCACCGAGCCCCCAUCGGAAGCGGGCUAUUCCUCGCCAUCAGCCUUCGCUCUCUCCCAGUCAUCUUCUCAGGAAGAAAAGGAACAGACACCGUCACCACCAACAUCAGCCGAAGACUCACGGCGCGCAUCUCCUCCACCCGCUGCUGCUGCCCAAGAAAAGCUGCACCAAGAAAAGCUCCAAGAAGACUCACCACAAUCACCCCAACGAGCCCCUAAAGAAGCUCAGGAGGAAAACACCGACGACCUCCACUGGACAAACGAAUGUCUCCUCAUCAUCUCCUUCACCCCCUGCGGCCAUUUCGUCUCCAGAAUCCAAGAAUUCGUCGAUUCACACAAAGCAGUCGAGAUGAAGAAGAAACACGCUCCCAAAGGCUUCGAUGAAGCUUCAGCACCACCACCACCAACGUAUAAGCCUGCUACGUACAUCAACCUCGAAACACUCAAACUGAAGGAGGUUGCUGUUGCCGGUGGUUACCUUGCACCGUCCGUGACGGUGAUGGAAGUCCCACCCUCGCCUUCGGCGUUGCCGAGUGUGCCGAGUCUUACUUCUUCAGUAUCGAGUCUAGGGACUUCACCAUUGCCACAACGUGCUGAACUUGACCCCGAUGGUCUGCACCGAUUGGAUAUGGGAACACAAUGCGGUAUUGGCAUCGAGCAUCUUGAUACCCUGGACGGUCUAGACACCCUAGACAAAUUCAGUACCACGACGGAGUAUCCUUCUUCUCAACGGGGUUCGCUUUUUCUAGACGCAUUGGCAUGGCAUUCUUCUCAUGGCGCUGAGUAUACGGGAUCUGAGUCCGAAGCCACAGUCGAGGCUGAAGGUGAAGGUGACCCCAACAUCUUCCAACACGUGGGCCAAAAUGCCUCAGCUGUGAACCAGAGAAGAUUCAAAAGACUGCGUUUCGCCUCACAAGUGGAAGAUAUUGGUUAUCUCGCUUCUGCUAGCUCCAUGUCCUCGGGUAGCUCCACAAAUUUUCCCGACUCGGUCGCUGGUUCUGACUCGGCGAGAGCGACUGGGUGUUAUGCUGGCCACUUCUUCGAACACCAAAACAUUCACGACCCCCAGACAGACAGACAACCCCAAGAAAAAGGUUGGAGUAGUAAACUGGCUGAUACCAUCGAUGUCUUGAGAGAAUUCGUUCCUGCACCAUUGAUCCCUGUGGAUUUUGACCGGUAUACUGGGGAAGUGGCCAUCAAAAAAGAAUGGGUUUCUGGUGCUACCUUCGUUGCUGGGUUUACUUUAGGGAAAUUGGUGUUUGGUGGCCUUGGCGGUGGUGGAAGGGAUGGAAUUGGAAAGGGAGGGAGGGCUCGUUAA
Messenger RNA from Sordaria macrospora k-hell, 1935 nucleotides. RefSeq lists its product as uncharacterized. The record is from RefSeq and is a predicted model, not a curated record. NCBI's taxonomy places the organism in Eukaryota, Fungi, Ascomycota, Sordariomycetes, Sordariales, Sordariaceae.